Messenger RNA from Mandrillus leucophaeus (drill), 3518 nucleotides. RefSeq names its product protein phosphatase 2, regulatory subunit B, gamma (gene PPP2R2C). The record is from RefSeq and is a predicted model, not a curated record. Gene Ontology annotation, molecular function: protein phosphatase regulator activity; protein binding. Gene Ontology annotation, cellular component: protein phosphatase type 2A complex; cytosol. Gene Ontology annotation, biological process: peptidyl-serine dephosphorylation. The transcript is spliced from 11 exons. NCBI's taxonomy places the organism in Eukaryota, Metazoa, Chordata, Mammalia, Primates, Cercopithecidae. Bases 279 to 1592 code for a protein of 437 amino acids.
AUGUGUUUUGGGGGGAACAGAGAGAAAGUUGUGGCCCCUCCACUUCUGUGGAGCACACCUGGUGAGGGGACACCCCAAAUAGGAAGGAGGGUGCACACAAAGCACCUCUUUCUCCACGAAGCCCUCCUCAGGCACAUGGAGAAGAACCAGCUCCCCAGGCUCUUGGCCGCUGCCCGUCUGAGGCCUGCCUGAUUGGGCCACAUAGAUCUGGUUUUGGCCAUUGACUGGCAACAUGGCAGUGGCCAACUGCAGAGCCACCAGGGAGCAGCCUAAUUCUGAUGAGUAUAACGAAGACGCUGUUGGGAAGGAGAGACUUGGCUGACAUCAUCUCUACCGUUGAGUUCAACCACACGGGAGAGCUGCUGGCCACAGGUGACAAGGGCGGCCGGGUCGUCAUCUUCCAGCGGGAACCAGAGAGUAAAAAUGCGCCCCACAGCCAGGGCGAGUACGACGUCUACAGCACUUUCCAGAGCCAUGAGCCAGAGUUUGACUAUCUCAAGAGCUUGGAGAUAGAGGAGAAGAUCAACAAGAUCAAGUGGCUCCCGCAGCAGAACGCCGCCCACUCGCUCCUGUCCACCAACGAUAAAACUAUCAAAUUAUGGAAGAUUACCGAACGAGAUAAAAGGCCCGAAGGAUACAACCUGAAGGAUGAAGAGGGGAAACUUAAGGACCUGUCCACGGUGACAUCACUGCAGGUGCCGGUGCUGAAGCCCAUGGACCUGAUGGUGGAGGUGAGCCCUCGGAGGAUCUUUGCCAAUGGCCACACCUACCACAUCAACUCCAUCUCCGUCAACAGUGACUGCGAGACCUACAUGUCGGCGGAUGAUCUGCGCAUCAACCUCUGGCACCUGGCCAUCACCGACAGGAGCUUCAACAUCGUGGACAUCAAGCCGGCCAACAUGGAGGACCUCACGGAGGUGAUCACAGCAUCUGAGUUCCACCCGCACCACUGCAACCUCUUCGUCUACAGCAGCAGCAAGGGCUCCCUGCGGCUCUGCGACAUGCGGGCAGCUGCCCUGUGUGACAAGCAUUCCAAGCUCUUUGAAGAGCCCGAGGACCCCAGUAACCGCUCCUUCUUCUCGGAAAUCAUCUCCUCCGUGUCUGACGUGAAGUUCAGCCACAGUGGCCGCUACAUGCUCACUCGGGAUUACCUGACAGUCAAGGUCUGGGACCUGAACAUGGAGGCAAGACCCAUAGAGACCUACCAGGUCCACGACUACCUUCGGAGCAAGCUCUGUUCCCUGUACGAGAAUGACUGCAUUUUCGACAAGUUUGAAUGUGCCUGGAAUGGGAGCGACAGCGUCAUCAUGACCGGGGCCUACAACAACUUCUUCCGCAUGUUCGAUCGGAAUACCAAGCGGGACGUGACCCUGGAGGCCUCGAGGGAAAGCAGCAAGCCUCGGGCUGUGCUCAAGCCGCGGCGUGUGUGCGUGGGGGGCAAGCGCCGGCGUGAUGACAUCAGUGUGGACAGCUUGGACUUCACCAAGAAGAUCCUGCACACGGCCUGGCACCCGGCUGAGAACAUCAUCGCCAUUGCUGCCACCAACAACCUGUACAUCUUCCAGGACAAGGUGAACUCUGACAUGCACUAGGUACGUGCAGAUCCCGGCCCCCACCACCCAGCCUUGCGCAAGUUAUCCCCGACAUGAUCUUCACGACCACAACGCAAGGAGGGGAAGGAAGUCACAGCGCCAACGAGGACAGCCGCAGAGGUGGCAGUGUGUGGACACAGGAAGCCUGGGCCCCCAUCCCUGCCCCAGCUUCCCUAGGCCAGAAUUGUGUUUGGCAGUAAUUGUCUGUUUAAAAAAAUAAAAAGGAAAGGAAGCGUUCACCGCCACAAAUCAUAAAAUGGACAUGACUGUGGAGUCUUACAGUUCAGGGUUCUUUCAUUCACGUCCCUUCACCGUCUCGGUCUGCGGUCUUUACCACAUCGAUAGGACUUUUUAUGCGUCCGGGUUAAUUUUUCACUCCAGUGCGUCCUGCUGCAGGGGCCGGAGCUGAUGGGAGCUGCUUCCCCCCCAUGCCUCACCGGUCCCAGAUCAGGGCUCCAGGGACAGAUGAUGAAUCUCAAAUGAGCCAGCCAGGGGGUCUUUUGGUUAUAAAUGGAGCAGUUGGCCCUGUCUCAGAGCUGAUGAUCGCACCUUUGUAUUUCAGAGGGUGAAUUCAUGCUGAGAAUUUGCAGAUGCAAGCUUCUUUCCUAGGUUUUCUGAACGUCUUGAAACAUCCCAGGUCCCAGAUCUGGUGCAGUUUCCCGAGAGGAGCGGGGUGGGGUUUGUCUUCUGCGUGCCUGUGUCCUCAUCUGAUUCACCUGCCGUUUGCUGAGCCUCUCCUGUGUGCUGGGCAUGGUGCUCAGCCCUAGAGGCUGUUGACUUACCCCCUGCAGCCCUCCCUGCAGCCGCUUUCCCCUCGCCCUUCAGCAUUCACUGGGCACCUUCCUGGAGCGGACACUGGCUCCCAUUCACGAUUUUUUGGAAUCUUCCUCCUGACUGCGAGGUGGGUGUUCAUUCAUUUCCAUCAUAAGCACCAACUUCUCGAAGCGUGCCAGGCUCUGGGCUGGAUGCUGGGGAUAAGAGGAAGCCUUAGGAUCCCCUCUGUCCACGAGAAGAAACUGAGGCUCUGAGCAGAUGCACAGGUCACCCAUGGCAGGCGCCCGCCAAGCAGUGGUGUCAGGAGCCCGUCCGGGUCUUCACACAAGGUUCUCUCCAGUCCAUCUCGUGGGUGGCUCAUGUUUAAGUGACACUCGAAUGGAAGGUUUGGAAAGGAAUGCCUCUCUGUCUUGGAAAAUAGGACAUGGCAGACUUGGCUACGACAAGGGUCCAGGAGAACUGAAACGCAGGAUGGAAGAUGGAGAAGACCCCCCCGGAGCUCCUUGCUCUGCUUGGUGGCUUCAGGAGUACGGCCCCCCCCGGGACUCCACUUCACCCUGGGCUUGCACCCUCCUUGAGCCAAUGCACUGAACUGCCUCUGAAAGGAAAUUGCAUGUUCUGACCAUUUUAGGAUACCUUUACUUUAAGGACCACACAGUCCCAGAGGACGUGUCCCUCGGGAACUCUGCCCCUCUGACAAUGAGGGCGACAGAGAAGGUGGUGUUUCCAUGGUAGAUGCUCCUGUUCUGAUGAUACCACACCUGCCCACCCCUCUGAGUCGUCUUUGCUCAUGGACUCACAGCAGAACCACGCAGUUUGGCAUUUUGAUUCAGAAAGCGAGGAGCAGAGACCCAGCCAAAUCCAACCAUUUUGUUUUGUUUUGUUUUUUACAAGAUGUAACAUAACCCAGGAAAUAGACCCAGCUGAGGUUAUUCUCAGUGGAUUACAGUAUACUUUUGUGUGUGUAAAAGCACAAAGUGCAUGUGUACUCACUUCUGGCCAUAUAACAUUUACACAGGGAAAUGGAUCAUUGGUUUUUUUUUUUUUAAUCAACGUGAAUGAAGAAUGUUUGUUUAUAUAUCACUAUAAAAUCCAGUUGACCUGGACAGUAUUAUAUGUACAUAUCUAUUCUAAUUAAAUUUAACAAUCAAA